This is a messenger RNA of Symbiodinium natans, 5844 nucleotides long. NCBI's taxonomy places the organism in Eukaryota, Dinophyceae, Suessiales, Symbiodiniaceae. The record is from the annotation of a GenBank genome assembly.
AUGGACCCGAGUACAGACCAGUUCCCUUCCAGCCGGUCUUUCUAUGUGCCAGGCAACUUCGUUCAGGAAGGGUCUCUGGCAUCUGGAAGUGGCGCUGUGCAGCUGAUCCAGGCGCAGGUUGGAGACACCUUGGCGCUCUCCGUGCAUGCCGGAUCAGCAGAAGACGAGACACAGAUCAGCUAUGCAGUGAAAGAAGCAGACGGGGCCGUCAUCUCCACUGUGCAGGCCGCUGAUGGGUACGACGUGAAGUUCCCGCAGAUGCAAAUUUUCCAGGUUCAAGGUCCAGGUGUGUGCGCACAGAACGCUGUUGACACCGCCAGCCCGACGACGUGGCCCUCCAACUUUGGGGACCCCCAGUACAUGGUCGUGGCUGCGGAUUUCGUUUACUUUGUGCCUACUUCUGGUUCUACGCUGUUCCGCGUGGAUGCGGAAACCAUGACUCAGGUUCAAGAGUUGGCCGUGGACUCAAGCUUCUCCUCAGGGUUCACAGACCCAACCGAGCAAUACAUCUACUUGGUCCCAGAUAGUUCUGGCUACGCCUUCAAGCGUGUGUCUACAAGCGACUUUGACGUCGGUGGGCUCAUCCAAACCGCCACCUUGUCGUACACGAGCUACAUGGGUGGUUUUGUUGCCGGCGAGUAUGCGUACGCGUUUCCUGGCAUCUGGUCCCAGGGCGUCAUCAGCAGAGUAGACACGCUUCUUUUUGGCACUGUCAGUGAACUGGACCUGAAAGCUGUCGAUGGGAGGCUGCGGGAUUUUUCUGGCGGGUACUACUUUGAGGAGUGGGGUUACCUGGUGCCCUACCAGGACAACUCCAACGCGCCUAGUGACAAGGUGGUCCGUUUCAAGCUGGCAUCCUUUACUACAGCAGACGUGGAAGUUCUUCAGCUGUCCGCGUCAGCAGGCUUCAUUACUGGGUUUGAGGACGGAAGGUAUGGCUAUCUGAUGGGGAGCUCGAGUGGUGACCUUGUCCGGUUCAGGUUGGACAUCUUCGGUGAAGAGCAGACGCUGUCCUUGAGCAGUGACCUCAGCAACGCGGUCAGCGGAUCUCUGAAGGUGGGAAAUUACGCCUACAUCUUUGCCGAAGAUGGCAGGGUAGUGCAUGUGGACCUCGCGACAUUCAACAUCUACGACGUUUUUGACGUGAACACUGGUUCCAGCGGCCCUCGUCCUGCAGUUCUUGUGGGGGACAAGGUCAUAGUCAAAGACGCGUCCGUGGGACCUUCCUUCGGCAGGAUUUGCCAGGACUGGAUGCACCGGCAGCACACCCUACGAGAGCAGUGCCUGCAAGAGGCGUCUCUCUACAUCAUGACGGAGCCUCAAGCAAACGACUACUCAAGCUUUACAAGCAUCUUCACAGACGAUAUGUACAUUUACUUCUUCCGCCAGUCGUACGGCCUCUUUCGCUCCGAGCUGCUUCUUGACAGCACGAGCGCGCUGCCCAGCCAGAUGAUGACUCUCCCUGCGGCUGUUCUGGACAGUAGCUACUUUGGAGGUAUCGUCGAUGGCAACUAUGGCUACCUUCUGCCUUCUUUGAACCAUGCUACCGUCGUUCGCUUUCGGCUGGAAACCUUCACCUUCGUCGAUUCAUUGGACCUGAAGGGUGCCUACGAGGGGGAGCCUUCGACGGUCAUGAACAACUGGUGGGGUGGGUUUGUGCAUGGAGGGCACGGCUACCUUCUGCCAAACUGGGAUGGUAUAUUUCCGCAGUUCCAGUUGGAUGACUUUUCCACGGUGGUGUUACUGGACCUCACGACGGUGGAUACAGAUUUGAGGACAUUCAGAAAAGGAGUCUUGAAUGGCGACCACGUCUACCUGGUGCCACACGACGUUCCCGACACCGGCCUGGGCUCCUGCAAGGUGGCCAGGGUGAAUCUGGAAGGGAGCUUUGACGCCAGCUCCGUGACGGUCUGGAACAUUGACGGCUGGGCAUCGGAUGGAGAAGGAGGGACGUAUUGUGGAGGUACUUCGCAGGGCUUCAGCGAUGGAUUCACCGAUGGCACCUACAUGUACAUGCUGCCAGGUUCUUCCGGCACCCAUCUGGCUCGCUUUUCCUUCGUGGAUUUCGGCAGCACUGCAGCUGGGAAUCCAGCUGCAGUUGCGUGGGUGGUGUUGACAACGUCUUCCUACGAUGGCUUGGCAGGCUUUCCAGGGGCCACCUCGGCGUACCUGGUGCAGAAAUGGAGCAGUCAUCUCGGAAAGCUGGACAUGGCCAGUGCCACGCUCACUGGCAGCGUCGACAUCAGCCAGGUCGACAGCUCGGCGUAUUCCUUCUACGCCGCAACCUCCAGCCUCUCAGAUGUUCUCCUGGUUAGCGACAUGGACUACACCAAACUUUAUCGGGUGUGCCAGGACUAUGUGUCGCCGGGCUUCUGCAGUGGUGUUUCCAGCAAGACCAUUGCGUAUUCCAACAGUGACUACACGGGUUUGACCAGUGCUUUUGCCGAUGACACCUACAUCUAUCUCAUUCCACACCAGCGUUCCGUGUUGUUCCGCUAUGAUCUCCAGAAUACAGUAUCCUUCGUUGACCUGCCGACGAGUCAGGCAUACAAAGGAGGCUUUGUGCAUGGAAGUUAUAGCUACCUUGUGCCGGCGUCCGGCAACGGUCUGCUCCUCCGUGUCGACUUGAACGAGUGGCAUCCCUCGUGGGUUCAGAGCACAGACCUCUCGCUGGUGUCUGGCAAUUUGAGAAGUUUCUUCGGUGGAUUCCACGAUGACAGCUAUGGUUAUCUUGUCCCGGCAGAGUAUGGAGUCGUCGCGCGCUUCCAGCUUGGAAGCAGCUUCGGUGACAUCAUGGCACUAGACGUAACGGCGAUCGACAGUGACUUGCGGAAGUUCCGGAAUGGUUUCUCAGACGGCACCUGGGGGUACCUUGUGCCCUACCAGACCCAGUCGAACCAGGCCUCGGGGAAGGUCGUGCGCUUCGACCUUGCUACCUUCAGCACCGUGGAAGUGCUCGACGUGGCUGCACAGAAUGCAGAUGCCAAGGAGUUCAACGAUGGAUUCCACGAUGGCACAUUCGGUUACUUGGUUCCAGCCAGCACUGGAAUUAUCGCACGAUUCCCGCUCAGUACGUUCCUUGCGUCAGAAGUGACGUAUCUGGAUGUGUCCGCGACAGGCGUGAGCUACCUCACGGGCAACUCGCGCGUGCACAGUGGCUUCAUGGUCUCGGACAUGGGCAAGCUGAUCGAGUUCAGCCUCGGCCAAUUCUCCGCAUCUACCGUCAAGGCAGAUCUGGAGACUCAGUUGUACGACAUGGUCAUGGUUCAGGGCCGAUUUUAUGCCAUGCCCUCGACGAAUUUCAAUGAGUUCAUCCGCAUUUGCAUGGACGAGCAGCCUUACGUACAAUCCGAGCGGACUGCUUGCCUCGAGGGGCAGGACUUCCAGAACUAUUCCGAUGUGCUGCCAAUGUCCGUUACCAGUGUUGGCGGUGUCUUCAGCGACGACCUUUACUUGUACACGUUGCCAAUGUCUUUCAUGGAGGUUCAUCGAAUGGACUUGGCAACGUUCCAGGUUUAUGGGUACCUGGACCUCUCCACACUUGGUCUGGCCGGUGCCGGCUUUUCGGCUGGCCUUUCGGAUGGAGCUUUUGGAUACAUGCUUCCCGGGUAUAGUGGCUCGAAUGUGGUACGCUUUGAUCUUGCAACCUUCUCACUUCCUGCCCCAGCAGUGUUGGACCUAAGCCAGGUGGAUUCGAACCUGAGAAGCUUCUCGGGUGGCUUUCAAGGUGGCGGCAAAAUUUUCCUGGUGCCCGAGGAGACUGGAUACUUUGUAGAAAUGAGUGCCGACUUCAGUAGCGGAAGUGUGCGAUAUCUGGAUCUGACGUUGAUUGACGCUGCCCUGGCAAACCUCAAACCUGGAUUUGUCGAACUAGCCGGUGCUUUCGCAUUCCUGGCCUCCAAAGCGGACGCAUCGUACCAAAACACGGGCAAGAUCGUGAAGAUUGAUCUUGGUAGUUUCUCUGUCGACAGUGUUCUGGACCUGGAAGCCGUGUCAUCGCAGUACGUUGCCUUCUCUGCCACGUUUUCCGAAAACUCUGGCAACUCAGGCUUUGUCAUAUGCACCAGCACUCCGAAACUGAUACAAUACGCUCUGGACACCAUGACCUUUACGGCGGAGAAGGAUUUCAGCGAACAUAGUUUCACUGGCUUUGCGUACGGUUCGCACGAUGGAACUUAUGGAUACCUGGUCUCUGAUUCCUCUCCCAAGAUCGUGCAGUUCGACUGGGGCCAACAACUUUUCGCCGUCGUCGACGCCAGCGCAACCUUCCCCAGCAUGUAUGGCUUUUCAAGCUUCGCGAUGAGCGGGUCGGACCUCUACCUUGGAUCCAGCUCCGAGUAUAGAACCUUCUACCGCAAGUGCUCACAGGAGUUGACGCUCCAGACGUCGACGAGCACUGUUACGGCGACGUCGUCGACGGGCACUGGCGAGACGUUGACGUCGACGAGCACCACUGUGUCAUCGACGAGCACUGCCACAGUCACGUUGUCAUCCACGAGCACUGCCACAGUCACGUUGUCAUCGACGAGCACUGCCACAGUCACGUUGUCGUCGACGAGCACUGCAGUCAGAUUGAGUGACUUCAACGACACCUUCAAUGAUACCAACGAGUCGGACUCGGACUGGCGUACGUCCGUGACAGCAACCACCACUUUUACCACAACCUUUACCACCUCCACGACCUCCACCACGUUCGUUGCCAACAGAACUUACCUGUCCAUCGGCCUGUUUGAUGCGGCUGGCGACGGCUGGAACGGCGCAAGGUUUGUACUUCGCAAUUUCUCCCGACGCUUUGUGAAUGUGAGCUUCAUCAUGAGAUCCAGCAGUCCCAGCGGCUGGAGUGGCGCCUCCUACAGGCUGAGGCGGGAUGACCCACGCCGUCCUGAGAGAACUUGGACAGGUACGUUGGCGGAUGGUUUCUUCUUCCAGGAGGAUGUCAUUGCCGAUACCAGGUCUGGAGACUUCUUGGAGCUUGAGAUCACACCAGGCAACUGGAGCAACAUCAGCUGGGCCAUCCUGGAUGACGAAGGCUUCACCAUUGCGGAGGCCAACGAAUGGUCUCCCUUCGAGCAGCGAUUCCCACAUGGGCUACGGGUGCCGGUACCAGGUGAGGUGAAGCGCACGGGCACGCUGGCCAGAGGCGCUGAGAAAGUGAUCCAGAUCCCUGUGGAGCCGGGAGACCGCAUGUCAUUUUCUGUGAUGCCACCAAUGGUGCUUGAACCGUACUAUGACGAGUUGUAUUUCCGGCAGCUGUACACCGACGGAGCGCUAACAGGUGGGCAAGUCAAUCAAACUGCAGCGCUUGAAAUCUCCUGGUUCUUGUCGAUGUCUGGGAGCGCAGCUGACGCCAUCAUUGCUUCUACGAGUGUGGUCGCAGACUCCCCCGAGUGGUUCGGGUGGUUCCCGGCAAACCAGGUUUUCACCAUUCCAGGCGGAGACAUUGCGGUUGACCAGUGCAGCAAGGGCCUCCUUGACAACGCGCACAACAUCUUCGACGUCAAUGAAGACAUUCCCCAACUACUGGGUGCUCACCCUUCCGGCCUCUUUACAGACGACGUGGCCCACUACAUCAUCUCCGAGGAUUCCGCCAUUGUGGUCCGACGAGAGAUAGCUCCGACGAGCGCCUUCUCCAGCGUAGACCUGCACCAGGGCGGGCUGUUCGAGGGCUUCCGCGCUGGCUUUGCCACGAGCCAACAUGCUGUCCUUGUGCCCUGGAACUCAAGCCGGCUCGCCGCGUUCCACCUGUCCAACAUUGAAAACCUCACCGCGCUGAACCUCGCCGACUCCGACUCCGGUCUGUCGGACUUCACCAGUGGGUUUGCCUCAGAGGACUGGGUGUUUUUG